Messenger RNA from Leptidea sinapis, 4286 nucleotides. Its product is annotated as hyaluronidase A-like. Gene Ontology annotation, molecular function: hyalurononglucosaminidase activity. The coding region runs from base 186 to 2075 and encodes 629 amino acids. Lineage: Eukaryota; Metazoa; Arthropoda; Insecta; Lepidoptera; Pieridae. The transcript has 7 exons. Gene Ontology annotation, biological process: defense response; carbohydrate metabolic process; hyaluronan catabolic process. The record is from RefSeq and is a predicted model, not a curated record.
GAGAUCGAGCUCGGUCACAGAACGCAUCGUUAAAAAUUGGCGGGAAACUCGCGUAUGCAAUGACAUUUUUUGACCACAGACUGUAAUUACUUUUUAUCACUGGUUGACAACUUCCCACAGUGUAUGAAGAUGUAGUUUUAUUUUUUGUUUAUGUUUAUAACCAGUUUUCGUGUUGUGAUAUUACCAUGAAGUUUUUAGUAUUUAUAAUAUUGGCACGUUAUUUUGUGCGCUGCGAUGAUGACAGUAACAACUAUUACGUCAUUGAACUGCCGGAGGACGUGCCCCGAGACUACAAAAAGCCAUUCCGAGUUUACUGGAACGUACCCACAAUGCAAUGCAAAUCGAAAAAAAUACUUUUCAACAACCUGCAUGAAAAAUACGGCAUAAUACAGAACAAAGACGACAAAUUCCUUGGUGAUAAAAUAUCUAUACUCUAUGACCCGGGAUUGUUUCCCGCGCUAUUGAAGAAUGAAAGUAGCGGCAAAUUUAAAUUUCGAAACGGUGGCGUUCCACAAGAGGGUGAUCUGGAUGAGCACUUGGCUGCAUUCAAGAACACGGUGUCACAGAGUAUACCUGACCUAGAUUUUAGCGGGAUAGGUAUAAUAGACUUUGAGUCUUGGCGACCAGUGUUUAGACAGAACUUUGGAGUGCUGGUGCCGUAUAAAGAUGUAUCGUUUGAAAUAGAGAAGAAGAGACACUGGUGGUGGCCUAAAGAAUGGAUUAUGGCUGAGGCAAAGCUUCGAUUCGAAGAUUUUGGACGGAUUUUUAUGCAAAAGACGCUAGAAAUCGCUAAGCAGUUGCGGCCAAAAGCAGUCUGGGGAUACUAUGCCUACCCUUACUGCUAUAACAUGGCCAGUAACAACAUGGUUGAAAAUUGCCCGACCAAAGUUCAAGAUGAAAACGACAAGACAUAUUGGCUGUGGGCAGAAAGCACUGCUUUGUUUCCGUCUGUAUACAGCUCUGAAAAUCUGUCAUCUUCUGAGUUGGCGAGCCUCAUCAGAGGUAGAAUGAAGGAAGCUUCGCGAUCUAAGCCAGGAUCGCUGAUUUUGCCAUACUUCUGGUACCGAUACCGUGAUGGAGGAUUUUUAAAUGAGCGCGAUUUAUCAACAGCACUUAAGACGUUAUAUAAGUCAAAUGCAUCAGGAUUUAUCAUUUGGGGAAGUUCUAAGGAUGUAAAUACCGUGGAUAAAUGCAAAAAGUUAAAAGACUAUGUUGAUACGACGUUUGGUCCUUUCAUUGCCAAGUACACUAAAAACACUAAUAGAAUUAAUGAUGACACAUUCAGUGAUAUGGAUACUACUGAAGAUUCGCAAACAGUUACUGACCAGUCAUUAGAAAAUAAUACAACGAAAACAAGACUUGUAGAAAUGGAUCCAGAGUAUCAUUGGCUACCACCAGAAAACUACAAAUUCGAUAUUAUACAAAAUGUAGAACAAGAAUUUACAAAAAAAGGGUACAAAGCUUCAAACCAAAGUGAUUCCAAUAUGGUAGCUUCAAUAAAUAUUAAUAAUAGUAUAAUUCUAGAUACAAUCCUAAAGCUUCGAAACGGUGACAUGGUUGAAUCUAGUACAACUAAGAAUCCUAAAUUGGCUUAUACUAGCAGUAAAGAUGUAGAUUCUACUAAAACUUCAACAGAAUUGCUUAAUACAAUUGAUUCAUUCAGUGAUAUAAAUAAUCAAGAAACUACUUCAGAAACUUCUGAUUUUACCACAGAGGCUAUCUUAACAUCAACGUAUGUAUAUAAAAGUACAGAUCUCACUACAGAAAUAGAUCUAGUAAAUAGCAAUGAGUUUAUGAUAUCAACAUUACAAAACUCAAACGCUGUUGAAACUACGAGUGAAGGUAAUAAUGUAGAAAUAAGUAGUGAAGUAAAUGAAUUUGUUGAAAAAACGAGUACUAUGAAUGCAAUUACAACUGAAGAUUAUUCAGAUAUUUUAAAUGAUACUUACAUUGAAGAAACCACAAGAGCAUCGCCAACUACAUCACACGCAGAACAGGAAAUCGACUCGAGCGCUCCAAUGUCUACUUCCAGCUUCAUUUAUUCAAUUUAUACAAUAUUAUAUUUAAUACAUUAAAGUCAGAUUGUUGUAUAAGACAACUAGAGCUGAUAAAUUUUAAGUUUAAGUGGACUGUAUUUCAAAUUAACUAGGAUAAGAUUUAAUGGUGACUUAUUUGAUCUUCAUCAAUGAUCAAUAUCCACAUAUGAAUGAAAGUGUUGCUCCACUAUGUCUCGCCCUUCGUGCUUCGAGAUAGAAUUUUAAUUAGCACCGCUUAACUUUGAUGGAUUUCAAAACAACGACAAGAGUUGGGUUUUAACACUGCACUGAGGAAACAAGUCUUCUCGGAGGCGGUCGGGUAUAGAGUGCUCGACUUUGAGCGUCGAGCAGCGUGGAGCCGGGGUUCGGCAGCUGUCAAUUCAACAAAAAGAGGGUAAUUGAGAUAUUUUUUUUUAGUGGUCACCUUUUCAUACAAUGUAUUUGCAUAAGAUAAUGUACAAUGUAGUGUAUAGGCAGAUGCCAAUACACACAAGUGAUGUAUAGAAGUUUUUUAAAUAUUUUACUGUCAAUUAAUUAUUUGAUUAUUGAUAUUGUGAUUAUUUAUAUGACCAAUUAUCGUACAGUUUUAAAGCUUUUAAAAUGUUGCUUCCCCCUCAAGCUCAUUUAUACGGGAGACGUUUGGAUGUUUGACUAGUGGUUUGUCUAGCCUGAACAUAAAAUAAACUCUUACCACAUUAUUGAUAAAUCAUCAAUAUAACAAUAUAGUUAGCGCAUUUUGGGACUCAGGUUCAUUAACGAUGUGUAAAUUUUACUUAUAUCCAUUCUAGUAAUAUUGACACGGGAGUGGGUCAGGGAUUGGAAAUAAUACUCCGCUUAUAGGAACGAGUCUUUAUUUGCGUUCACAUUUUCUGAACUUGCACUUCGCCGGUCUGCCGCUGUUCCUCUUGUGGGCGGCGGUACCUUCAACGCGUCACACUGCACCGAACACUACUUCUCUUCUGUCUUCUUCUUCUUAGAAUACUUCCACUUUUUACUACUUCUUCUUUUCUUCUUCUUCUUCUUUACACUUUCGAGUCAGAACUAGAACUGCCGUAGGCCACGCUUAGUACGGCUUAUAUACCCCCGGAUCCGUUCUAUUUUCAAAAUGAUUCUCCCAUUCCAUCUUUAAAUUUAAAUUGUACUAGAAAAUUCUUUUAACUAUUUUUAUCCUGCUUACACAUUUUCCAUCCCUUUUUUUCUGUUCGAUUUGAUCCUGAACUUACUAGAAAUUUCCUUUAACUUUACAAAACCCAAAAAAAUCCAUACACUGGUAGGUGUAUCGAACCCGGGUCUACAGCGUCCAAAGUAAACACUUUUCCGCUGAGCUACGAGUAUUGCUGACGGAGCUGUUGAAAUUAACAAUGUCUUGAAGUUUGACAACUCUUGUCAUAUACUUCGAAGGGUUGCUACGCAACAAUAUUACACUGACCUCUACUAUAUACCACUGGACUUGCGGCUGUCAAAAUGCUUUUGUGCCUGUUUGAUUUUCGUCAUUUUGGCGCUGUUGGCCAUGAAGCGAGAGUCUGCGGUACUAAAACUAGUGAUGAAAACCUUACCAAACAUCGAUAGAUGGUGGGAAACUAUUUCCAAAAAAAAUGUGUACUUAAUUACAUUGAUUCUACGAAGUUUAAGUAACACGGAAAACAAACGAAAUUAAUUCAAAAUGCAAAUAUAUUUCAGAGUAUUGUACGUUCCUUCGCAGCCAUUCGUAUUAUACGUCAAAAGUAGUUCUGUGAACGGUCGCGAGUGGCGCUUCAAAUAGGCACAAAUUUUGCUGUCAAAUAUAGAUAUAUGGAGCAGCCUGUCCAGUGGUAUUGUACUCAAUCUCUUACAUAGGUUUAAAGUCUCUGUUUCUCUGACACAAUUCGUUAUGUCUUCUUGACUGGUACGCAGACGGUACGGUCUUCCAUUGCUUUUACAAUUGCCUCGCUUAUUCUACUCGCAUCAACCCUUUCAUAUACUCGCUUUAUUAUUUUCGGUUCACUUGAUCUGAACCCUUCUCAGCAGCAUUAUCUUUGAUCUGAAUUUGAAUUUUCAAUAAUAUAUUCAAAAUUACACGUGAGAAACGAUGAAAUAUUGACACCGUGUUUUUAUGUCAAGUCUUAGUAUAUAAAGUACAUUCGUAUCUGCCGUUAUUUAAUCUGUGAUAUUUAGUAUUUUUUAUUUAGUUAGAACCUAUUAUUGUACAAAUAUUAUUACUUACUAACAUAAUGUUAAGAAUAAAUAUAUUUUAAUCAUCAUUUCAAUAAA